Messenger RNA from Molossus molossus (Pallas's mastiff bat), 663 nucleotides. RefSeq names its product FMR1 neighbor (gene FMR1NB). The coding region runs from base 1 to 663 and encodes 220 amino acids. The transcript has 4 exons. NCBI's taxonomy places the organism in Eukaryota, Metazoa, Chordata, Mammalia, Chiroptera, Molossidae. The record is from RefSeq and is a predicted model, not a curated record.
AUGCCCUCGGAAGGGAGAUGUAUGAGAGAGGAGACCAGGGCUUUGAGAGGGGCGCGCGUAAGGCUGAUCAGAUGUGAUGCGUCUUACGUUGCGGAGAACCCAGUGGUGGGGUCGCACCUCAGCGGCAGCAGCAAUCUUGGGAGCUAUUCUGUCGUGCCUGCAACACCUCAGCCCAGCUGUCAAGCAUCCCUGCGUGGCUUCCGAGUCGAGGGUCGCAGGUCUCUGGUGAAGAUGUGGGCCCACAAUCGCUUGGUUCUGUUCCUGCUCACCAUCUGUGUCAUGCUGCUGCUGUGCUAUUACCUGGGUUUCCAUUCUGUGUCUGAAAGCAAACAAAUUCUGUGGAGCAAUGAAAAUCCUAAUGGAAAAUCUCUGGAAAAAUCUUCUGCAUGGGGAACUCUAUCAAGUUUCUUCUUUCCAACGACAUGCAUUGUAAAGGAGAAUCAGGAGGUGACAGCUUGCAAUAAUCUGCAAAAUCUUAACAAGAGUGCAUGUUUGAAAUAUAAGUGCUGUUAUUCAUCAUCUGGGACCAAGAACUUUAGGUGUUUUUCCCCUUUAAGCAAUAAGCCUUUGCAGAUGUUCCGGAUGUUUGGGUUUGGUGUAUUCUGCAUGAUCAUCCUGGGAUGUCUGCCAAUUUAUUGCUUUUAUCUUUGCUGGAGAAGGUAG